Molecule: messenger RNA, 1372 nt
Organism: Pyrus x bretschneideri (Chinese white pear)
Lineage: Eukaryota; Viridiplantae; Streptophyta; Magnoliopsida; Rosales; Rosaceae
Product: membrane-anchored ubiquitin-fold protein 3
Exons: 3
Coding region: 533-895 (120 amino acids)
Molecular function (GO): protein binding
Source: RefSeq, a predicted model, not a curated record
AUCAAAAAAUGCAUCCAAAAAAUUACAUGUCAUAAAAAGUGAAAGUAAUUUUACGAAUAUAAGACGUGGGCAAUUUCUGAAAUUUCUGUUAAUUCAGGUGAAAAAUCUAACUCAGAUCGUUUUAGGCACACUUUCUACUUUCUUAAUUUCUACAUCAAGCAAUUCAAAGGAGCUGUCUUCUUCUUCUUCUUCCUCUCUUUCUUUCUGGAUUCAUUUCACAGAUUUCUAAUCUGUCACUGCCUUUUGGGUUUCCAUCACCAGGAACUUUGUGUCUUUUUACUGCAACUUCAAUACAAAUCUAAGCUUUUUCGAUUAAAAAUAAAAUUAAAAAUAAAAUAAAAAUAAAAAAAGCUUGCUUCUUUCAUGGGUAUCUGAGCUUUUACACUUCUGGGUUUUAAUCAAAGUGUGAAUCUUGAUCAGAUUGGAUCUGCGUUUUCUUUGAUUCUGCCAUUUGUGGCGAUUUUAUUCUGGUUCUUGGAGAGUGGUAUGAGAAAUUGAUAGGUGGGUUUUUACUGGAUUGGAAGGUUCAUCAAUGGCGGCAGGUCAAGAUUUGAUUGAGCUGAAAUUCAGGCUAUUUGAUGGGACCGACAUAGGACCUCAGAAGUAUAGCCCAUCUACCACUGUACAAUCACUCAAGGAGAAAAUACUUGCACAAUGGCCUAAAGAGAAAGAAAAUGGUCCAAGGACAAUAAAUGAUUUGAAGCUUAUUAAUGCGGGAAAGAUACUGGAAAACAACAGGACACUUGCUGACUCCAGAAAUCCAGUUGGUGAACUCCCUGGAAGUCUCAUCACUAUGCACGUGGUUGUGCGCCCACCUAUUGCAGACAAAAAGAAUGCUCUUUCUGAGGAAUUCAGCAGCAAGGUAUCUUGCUUCUGGUUCCUCUCAAUUUCUUGACCUGAGCACACGUGCUAGAAUCUGGAUGUAGUCUUACGUCAAUAACUAAUUUCUCAUGCUACUUCUCGUAAGUGCAGUUUCUGAAUGACAUGACACAAUUUGUCUUUAUUUGUAUGUUUGUUCCUUAACUGAGCAAACGUGUUGUCUUUCGUAAUAGCUCCAACCAAUAAAGCAGGAUAGGCUCUUUUUCAUUUGUAUUUGUUUUGUAUGCUUGUUUUUUAACUGGGCCUCUGGUCCUUUCCCUCCCUUGUUGUAUACCUUGCCUUCUUAGUUUUUCCUGUGUGCUAUCAUUCUGCUAUUAUAUAUACUCUUCCCAGAUAAACAAUAUCCGUAGCUUUUCAAUAAUUUUUGGUAGAUGAAAUUAUGGCUAGCAGAAAAGUAUACGAAUCUUGAUAUAUAUGCGAUGCUUUGACGUUAAUGUUAUGUAAUGCUUCGAUAUAGGAUUAUGUUACCAAAAAAAAAAAGAAAAGGUUCCGG